UUGCUCCCCACGUUCCCCACGUGGGACUAAACUAUGGCGGACGAAAUGUUGUAAUCGUCCAAAUGAGUUGAAAAUCAAAUCAAUUUGUCGCCAUGGGGAAAGACAAAAAGGCAAAAAAGCGUUCAACCGGUUUGACAGAAGACAUCCUUGAAUCAAAGACGGUGAGACCUUCAGGGAGGUCUAAACGACGAAGGGAAAGGCAAGGAGAAUCAGAUGACACGUAUGUUGAAGAAAAACUAUCAAGAAGGAUUCUAGAACAGGCUCGAAAACAGCAAGAUGAAUUAGAAGCAGAGUUUGGAGUGAGCUCUGGUUCAAGAAAAUCACUGAAAACAGCACAGACAAAGCUUGGUCCGCCUGAUUUACAAAACCUGGAGGCUGAUGAGUUAGAUUCCGAUGACGAUGAUACGGCAUCAGUGGCCAGUAAACAGUUCUAUGAAAAUAUUGAAGUUGAUGAAGAAGAUGAACAAGCAUUUGAAGCAUUCAUGUCUAAAGAUACACCUGCCAGAAGAACUCUGGCCGAUGUGAUAAUGGAAAAAAUUCAGGACAAGAAGACAGAAAUAGAGUCACAGAUGUCUGAGAGAUCCACAGCUCCUCAGAUGGAUGAAAGGCUUGUUCAAGUUUUUAAAGGAGUGGGACAAAUCCUGGCUAAAUACCGAUCUGGAAAGCUGCCCAAGGCUUUCAAAGUUAUACCAUCUCUGACAAACUGGGAAGAUGUGUUGUAUUUGACAGAACCGGAUAAGUGGAGUGCGGCAGCCAUGUUUCAGGCCACAAGGACUUUUGUGUCAAAUUUAAAUGUCAAAAUGGCUCAGAGGUUCUUUAAUUUAGUGUUACUGCCAAGGGUGAGAGAUGACAUUGCAGAGUACAAGAGACUCAACUACCAUCUCUACAUGUCUUUAAAAAAGGCUCUUUUCAAACCUGCUGCCUUUUUCAAGGGAAUUUUAUUACCCAUGUGUGAGACAAGAACAUGUACCCUUCGUGAGGCUAUCAUUGUUGGAAGUUUAAUCUCCAAGACCAGUAUACCAGUUCUUCACUCAAGUGCAGCCAUGUUGAAGAUUGCUGAAAUGGACUAUUCAGGUGCAAACAGUAUUUUCUUGCGGCAGUUUUUUGACAAGAAAUAUGCAUUACCAUACAGAGUGAUAGAUGCUGUUGUGUAUCACUUUCUCCGAUUUUUAUCCGAUCAGCGUACUCUCCCAGUGCUUUGGCAUCAAAGUUUAUUGACAUUCGUACAAAGAUAUAAGGAGGAUGUGUCCAGUGAACAGAAAGAUGCUCUGAUGGAAUUAUGUAAAGUGCAUGUUCACACUCAGGUAAUCACUGUUUAAUGUGCCUCGAUUUUGGUAGCACAGUGGCCUGAUGGUUAGCUCACUGGACUGUGGAUUGAGUGGCCCAGGUUCAAGCCCUAACCAGGGCUAUUGUGUUGCAUCCUUGGGCAAG
Orbicella faveolata is the source of this 1431-nucleotide messenger RNA. RefSeq names its product bystin-like. Gene Ontology annotation, molecular function: snoRNA binding. Lineage: Eukaryota; Metazoa; Cnidaria; Anthozoa; Scleractinia; Merulinidae. Gene Ontology annotation, biological process: rRNA processing. The record is from RefSeq and is a predicted model, not a curated record. Gene Ontology annotation, cellular component: preribosome, small subunit precursor; nucleolus; cytoplasm.